This is a messenger RNA of Leguminivora glycinivorella, 3418 nucleotides long. RefSeq lists its product as uncharacterized. Gene Ontology annotation, molecular function: beta-glucosidase activity. Gene Ontology annotation, biological process: carbohydrate metabolic process. The record is from RefSeq and is a predicted model, not a curated record. Lineage: Eukaryota; Metazoa; Arthropoda; Insecta; Lepidoptera; Tortricidae. The transcript is spliced from 11 exons. Bases 1 to 3342 code for a protein of 1113 amino acids.
AUGAUAUUUUGCUUCCUUAUGAGUGACUGUGGCUCUAUUAGUGUUCUAGCGUAUGGCGCGCUGCAGGCGGCCGGCCUGCGGGCCUUCCCGCCCGACUUCCGCUUCGGAGUGGCCACCGCCGCCUACCAGGUGGAGGGCGCCUGGAACGUGAGCGGUAAGCUGCUGGUGACUCACUGGCUCACUGUUAGUGUCGCAGCGUGGUCGCGUGGUGUAGCGGGCUUCCGCUUCGGAGUGGCCACCGCCGCCUACCAGGUGGAGGGCGCCUGGAACGUGAGCGGUAAGCUGCUGGUGACUCACUGGCUCACUGUUAGUGUUGUAGCGUGGUCGCGUGGUGUAGCGGGCUUCCGCUUCGGAGUGGCCACCGCCGCCUACCAGGUGGAGGGCGCCUGGAACGUGAGCGGUAAGCUGCUGGUGACUCACUGGCUCACUGUUAGUGUUGUAGCGUGGUCGCGUGGUGUAGCGGGCUUCCGCUUCGGAGUGGCCACCGCCGCCUACCAGGUGGAGGGCGCCUGGAACGUGAGCGGUAAGCUGCUGGUGACUCACUGGCUCACUGUUAGUGUUGUAGCGUGGUCGCGUGGUGUAGCGGGCUUCCGCUUCGGAGUGGCCACCGCCGCCUACCAGGUGGAGGGCGCCUGGAACGUGAGCGGUAAGCUGCUGGUGACUCACUGGCUCACUGUUAGUGUUGUAGCGUGGUCGCGUGGUGUAGCGGGCUUCCGCUUCGGAGUGGCCACCGCCGCCUACCAGGUGGAGGGCGCCUGGAACGUGAGCGGUAAGCUGCUGGUGACUCACUGGCUCACUGUUAGUGUUGUAGCGUGGUCGCGUGGUGUAGCGGGCUUCCGCUUCGGAGUGGCCACCGCCGCCUACCAGGUGGAGGGCGCCUGGAACGUGAGCGGUAAGCUGCUGGUGACUCACUGGCUCACUGUUAGUGUUGUAGCGUGGUCGCGUGGUGUAGCGGGCUUCCGCUUCGGAGUGGCCACCGCCGCCUACCAGGUGGAGGGCGCCUGGAACGUGAGCGGUAAGCUGCUGGUGACUCACUGGCUCACUGUUAGUGUCGCAGCGUGGUCGCGUGGUGUAGCGGGCUUCCGCUUCGGAGUGGCCACCGCCGCCUACCAGGUGGAGGGCGCCUGGAACGUGAGCGGUAAGCUGCUGGUGACUCACUGGCUCACUGUUAGUGUUGUAGCGUGGUCGCGUGGUGUAGCGGGCUUCCGCUUCGGAGUGGCCACCGCCGCCUACCAGGUGGAGGGCGCCUGGAACGUGAGCGGUAAGCUGCUGGUGACUCACUGGCUCACUGUUAGUGUCGCAGCGUGGUCGCGUGGUGUAGCGGGCUUCCGCUUCGGAGUGGCCACCGCCGCCUACCAGGUGGAGGGCGCCUGGAACGUGAGCGGUAAGCUGCUGGUGACUCACUGGCUCACUGUUAGUGUUGUAGCGUGGUCGCGUGGUGUAGCGGGCUUCCGCUUCGGAGUGGCCACCGCCGCCUACCAGGUGGAGGGCGCCUGGAACGUGAGCGGUAAGCUGCUGGUGACUCACUGGCUCACUGUUAGUGUCGCAGCGUGGUCGCGUGGUGUAGCGGGCUUCCGCUUCGGAGUGGCCACCGCCGCCUACCAGGUGGAGGGCGCCUGGAACGUGAGCGGUAAGCUGCUGGUGACUCACUGGCUCACUGUUAGUGUUGUAGCGUGGUCGCGUGGUGUAGCGGGCUUCCGCUUCGGAGUGGCCACCGCCGCCUACCAGGUGGAGGGCGCCUGGAACGUGAGCGGUAAGCUGCUGGUGACUCACUGGCUCACUGUUAGUGUCGCAGCCUGGUCGCGUGGUGUAGCGGGCUUCCGCUUCGGAGUGGCCACCGCCGCCUACCAGGUGGAGGGCGCCUGGAACGUGAGCGACAAAGGGGAGAGCAUCUGGGACCGCUUGCUGCACGCCCGGCCCGAGUUCGUGGCCGACCUGAGCAACGGGGACGUGGCCUGCGACUCCUACCACCGCUGGGAGGAGGACCUGAACAUCCUCGAGGAAUUGGGGGUGGACUCCUACAGGUUCUCUAUCAGCUGGCCGCGCCUCCUGCCCACCGGCUUCUCGAACCGCGUCAGCGAGGACGGCCGCCGCUACUACAGCGACCUGCUGGACGGCCUGCUGGCCCGCGGCAUCCGGCCCGUGGUCACCCUGUACCACUGGGACCUGCCGCAGCCGCUGCAGGACCUGGGUGAGACCUGCCAGACCACCUGGCCUUGCUGCAGCCACCUGCUGGACGGCCUGCUGGCCCGCGGCAUCCGGCCCGUGGUCACCCUGUACCACUGGGACCUGCCGCAGCCGCUGCAGGACCUGGGAGGCUGGAGCAACCCGCUGGUGGUGGAGUGGUUCGCGGAGUACGCUCGCGUGGCGUUCGCGCUGUUCGCGGCGCGCGUGCGCACGUGGGUCACCGUCAACGAGCCCUGCCUCGUGUGCGACGCCGGCUACCGCGACAUGCUGGCGCCCGGGAUACAGAGCCCCGGCGCGGGGGCGCUGCUGUGCUCGAAGCACGUGCUGCUGGCGCACGCGGUCGCCUACGGGAUCUACCACCGCGAGUUCCGCCCGCAACACGGCGGUGAGAUUUCGAUCACCAACCUGGAGUUCUGGUUGCAGCCGAAGACUGAAGCCGACUUGGAGUUGACUCUCUUGGCCAGGGACUAUGCUUACGGGCGGUACACGCACCCCAUCUUCUCGGCGGAGGGCGGCUGGCCGCCGCGGCUGGAGGCCUUCAUGGCCGAGAAGAGCAAGCGGGAGGGGCACCCGCGCUCCCGGCUGCCCCCCUUCACCCCCGAGGAGAAGAAGCUGAUACAAGGUUCGUUCGACUUCUUCGGUCUGAACCACUACUCGUCGCGCACGGUGCGCGCGGCGGCGCCGGGCGAGCAGCUCGGGCAGUACAUGUUCGACGGCAUCGACGAGCUCGGCGCCGUGUUGGAGAGCAAGCCCGAGUGGGGCAGCGACGGCUCCUCCUGGCUGAAGAUAAACCCGGAAGGUCUCCGUCACAACCUGAACCUGACGCGGCUGCAGUUCGGCGCCGUGCCCAUCCUCAUCACCGAGAACGGCUGCUCCAGCGCAGACACGCUGCAGGACACGGGCAGGGUCAACUACCUGCGCGACUACCUGGAGCAGGUACUUCUAGCCAUCGAGGACGGAAUAAACGUGGUGGGCUACACCGCCUGGUCGCUCAUGGACAACUUCGAGUGGGGCGACGGCUACCAGACUCGCUUCGGGCUGCACGCGGUGGACUUCUCCGACCCCGCGCGCCCGCGCCGCGCCAAGGCGUCGGCGCGCUUCUACCGCGACCUCGUCCGCACGAGGGCGCUCCGCCGGGACAACACCGAACUCUAGCUACUACAGGCGACACGACAGAAAACAUAAUAAUAUUAGUCCGUCAGUUACAUUAUCAAAUAAAUUCUAGACACAA